AUGUUUUUUAGGUCUUUUCUUGGGCGUUCCUGGCAUGCUUCACAGACAACCGCAGAUCGACUCUUGGUGUCUCAUCAUCAUCAUCGGCUAAUCGAUAGCCGUUAUUGGGAUUGUGCAACUCCGUCCAAAGCACUUUCUGUGUUGGGUCUGCUGGUUAGAUCAGGUACGAUGAUAGACAAGCUUGACAAGGCCGCCUCAGAGGCUUUGAGUGCAAUGGGUCCUAGCAUGACAAUGAGCGAGCAGGCUCUUUUGGGCAAGUGGUCGUCGUUCUUGCGCUUGAAGAUUUCUGCGGACGGUUCCUCAAGUACCCCCCAAAACGUUGGGUCGGAUAUAUGCAGUACGGAUAUUAACGAGAGCGUUGUGGCGUUGUAUUCCCUUUUCAUAAGGGAUUCUCAGACGAGUGUUCUGGCAGGGGAGAGAUCCAUUGUCCUUUCAACAGAUUCAGUGCUGCGGUUAGACCCCAUUUCGUCUCUAAUGCUCUUAGAAAUGAUGCUUUCGAAAUCGUUUCGGCAGGGUGCUGCUUGGCGAAAUGAAAAUAUUGCUGGAGCGCUUCUUACUCGUCUUAGAUAUCAUGUGAUUUACAGCAAUGUGAUUGGGUUUAAGGCUCUUUGGUGGAUUCUCCACAUUCUUAGCGACAAAGAGUCCGUUUUGCAAAGAAGGUCGGUCGAAAGUGGUCGUCUCUUUAGGGCGUGUCUCAGGCGUCUUCAUGACAUGCUACCAGGACUAACACCUGGUGACUGUCUUCUGCUAUUCCCAUUGUUGAAAAACUCCCUUUACGACAAACCAUUUAUUAUCUGUGCCGAUAUUAUGAGGCGAGUCGUGACGUGCGAAUUAGAAGAGUUGGGUGUUGUACCAACCUCUGUCAUAAUGCAUACCUUGGAGUGUGGGGAUCUAGUUCCCCCGUUUCGUCGUCGACUGUAUCAACUACUCUGCGAGGAUUACCGUAUGGGCGAUAUUGGGAAAGGAGAGUGUUUGUUUCUUCUUUCAAUCAUAGCCACAUCACCCGACAUGGACGAGGUUGAAAAAAAUAAUUAUGAGGAUGAUACUGGAUGUACACUUUGUGAGUCUCUCUUCGCGCAGCUUUACGUCACUGCCAAAAGCAUGAAUGCCGUCGAGUGCGUCCAGGUCCUUGAAUACAUGGAAUUUUUGGCCACCUCACACUUUUCAGUAACUAUUCCGCAAGACUUAUUGGAAAGACUAAAGAAGAGAGUUUUUUCUUGGACAAGGCAGGCCUUGAAACGACCCAACUUGACGGUGCUGGAGCUACAGUGUGAAGUUGAAGCAAUACAUCGUCUUGAAGGAGUUCUCAGAAGAUCGGUCCUUCUUCCUUUUCUUGCCGGUGAUGCGGCGGUAAUUGGUGAGAUUUCCAGAAAAGUCAAUUAUCGUCUAAAAAGGCCCAUAGAGGGAAAUGUGGCCUGA
Messenger RNA from Trypanosoma cruzi, 1419 nucleotides. RefSeq lists its product as uncharacterized. NCBI's taxonomy places the organism in Eukaryota, Euglenozoa, Kinetoplastea, Trypanosomatida, Trypanosomatidae. The transcript has a single exon. The record is from RefSeq and is a predicted model, not a curated record. Bases 1 to 1419 code for a protein of 472 amino acids.